CUUUUACUCCGUAGAUGCUUCUCAAUCUCGCAACUCAACCGUCCCGCUCGCACUCACUGUUAUAUCUGUUUGCUCUCGUGCCGUGCUGCUUGUCGUGAAACCGCGCCGUGCUCCCAUGUGCUGGAUGAAGGGUCGAUCACGGAGAGCUGAAUUGAAAGGGCGAUAUGAAAUAUAAGUGGGCGCUGCUUGUUACCGCUAUCGCGUGGCAGACGGCCGUUGCACUUCCGCAAGUCCUCCUGGAGCUACGCAACAUAUUGGAUCCAGAAGCAAACAAGUAUUUCCACGAGCCGGGUCGAGACGAUAUCCUGGGCCAUUAUGAUCUCAGAUAUUUUAAGGGCGUGGUCAGCUAUGAGGAGCGCACAAACACCUUGACCCACAUGAUCGGUGCGUAUUUGCAGUUUUUCAGGGAAAAAGAGCUGGAUACUUGGAUCGCACACGGAACACUGCUUGGCUGGUGGUGGAAUGGGAAGAUCCUACCAUGGGACUGGGAUGUAGAUACGCAAGUCACCGGCGCGACACUGGCAUAUAUGGGGGAUCAUCUGAACCAAACAAUAUAUACUUAUCGCCUGGACAAGAACACGCAGCGAAAGUAUCUUCUAGACGUCAAUCCAUGGUCGAGAGAGAGAGAGCACGGAGACGGUCAAAACAUAAUCGAUGCGCGGUGGAUCGACAUUCGAAACGGUCUCUAUAUCGAUAUCACUGGUCUCAGUGAACUAGACCCAGUCGGGGAGCGUGGAGUACUCUCCUGCAAGAACUUCCAUAAAUAUAAGAUCACAGACCUCUACCCAAUGCGAGAAAGCACCUUUGAGGGUGUCCCCGUCAAGAUCCCAUACGAGUAUGAUGAGAUUUUGAUUAAGGAAUACGGACACAAGGCUCUGAUCUUGACGGAAUAUGAGAACCACAAGUGGGUCCCUGAUUUAAAGGAAUGGGUUUCUGACAAAGAAACGAUGAAGAAAAUCGAGCGCGAAAAACGUACUCGAGGCCGAGCCAGGUGGAUGCUCCAAGAAUCAUGGACACCUAUGGGUUAA
Messenger RNA from Coccidioides posadasii C735 delta SOWgp, 1028 nucleotides. RefSeq lists its product as uncharacterized. NCBI's taxonomy places the organism in Eukaryota, Fungi, Ascomycota, Eurotiomycetes, Onygenales, Onygenaceae. The record is from RefSeq and is a predicted model, not a curated record.